Messenger RNA from Pichia membranifaciens NRRL Y-2026, 657 nucleotides. RefSeq lists its product as hypothetical. NCBI's taxonomy places the organism in Eukaryota, Fungi, Ascomycota, Pichiomycetes, Pichiales, Pichiaceae. Gene Ontology annotation, biological process: phospholipid metabolic process. The annotation marks the transcript as partial. The transcript has a single exon. The record is from RefSeq and is a predicted model, not a curated record. Gene Ontology annotation, molecular function: phosphatidate phosphatase activity.
UGGGGGACAACAAUCUUUCUACUGGUUCUUUCGGCGUACAUGGAGAAACUGGCAACUCCCGCUAAACGGCCCUUCUCGUUGACCGACAUCAACAUCUCGUACCCGUUUGUGGAAGUUGAAAAGUAUCCGGAAAGCAUCUUGUUUCUUCUGUGCAUCAUUGGCCCGUUCGUGCUGAUGUCAGUGCUAAUUCUACUGGAUAGAAUAAGCGGGAAGUUCCAUAGGUUUUACAAGGCUACGUCAUGCUUUUCCUUUGCCGUUGCACUCACGUCAUUUGUGACUACGUUUUUGAAAAAAAGACUCGCCAAAUUGAGACCCGACUUCCUGGCACGUUGCAAGCCGACAGUCGGUGCUGCCAAAGCGAAGGAGCUUCUCUACGAUGAGCAGAUCUGCACGGCUCCGUACGGAGAGUUCAUUCUGAACGACGGCUACAAAUCGUGCCCCUCGGGCCAUUCCUCCAUGUCGAUGUGCGGGAUGAUUUUUCUCUCAAUGUGGCUCUAUGUCACCUACGGCCGGAGAAGCAAAAACGGGCUGGUCGGACUCUUCUGCUUCACGCCGAUGCUCCUUGCGCUGGACGUUGUCACCAGUCGGAUCUACGACUUCAAGCACGGCUACUUUGACAUCAUCAUGGGCUCUCUCGUGGGCGCCGCGUGCACAAUU